AUGGACCACGCGCACAUGGAUCACUCAAAGAUGGACCACUCCGCCAUGGACCACGGCGAUAUGGGAGGCCACGGAAUGGGAGGCGGCAUGGGCGACCGGUGCAGCAUGAACAUGCUCUUCACCUGGGACACCAAGAACCUCUGCAUCGUCUUCCGCCAAUGGCACGUCCGCUCCACCAGCGGCCUCGUCAUCUCGCUCCUCCUCGUCGUCGCACUCGCCGCAGGCUACGAAGCCCUCCGCGCCGCAUCCCGCCGUUACGAGAACUCUGUGAACAAGCGCGUUGACUCUCUCCCGAGACGCGAACAGGCAGAGGCCAGCAGGAGCGCACACCUCGUCAAGGCCGCCCUCUACGCCGCCCAGAACUUUUACGCCUUUAUGCUCAUGCUCGUUUUCAUGACAUACAACGGCUGGGUCAUGGUCGCCGUCGCUAUCGGCGCCUUCGUGGGAUACGCCGCAUUCGGAAGCUCAACCUCCUCGACCAAGGACAAUGCGUGCCAUUAA
This is a messenger RNA of Colletotrichum lupini, 501 nucleotides long. Its product is annotated as ctr copper transporter. Gene Ontology annotation, cellular component: membrane. Gene Ontology annotation, molecular function: copper ion transmembrane transporter activity. Bases 1 to 501 code for a protein of 166 amino acids. The record is from RefSeq and is a predicted model, not a curated record. Lineage: Eukaryota; Fungi; Ascomycota; Sordariomycetes; Glomerellales; Glomerellaceae. Gene Ontology annotation, biological process: copper ion transmembrane transport. The transcript is spliced from 4 exons.